AAAAAAAAAAAAGGCACAAAAAAAGUGGAAACUUUUUAUCCCUGUCCAUUCCAUCAAGUCCUGAAAAAAAUCAAAAUGGAUUUAGAGAAAAAUUACCCGACUUCUCGGACCAGCAGGACAGGACAUGGAGGAGUGAAUCAGCUUGGGGGGGUUUUUGUGAAUGGACGGCCACUCCCGGAUGUAGUCCGCCAAAGGAUAGUGGAACUUGCUCAUCAAGGGGUCAGGCCCUGCGACAUCUCCAGGCAGCUUCGGGUCAGCCAUGGUUGUGUCAGCAAAAUUCUUGGCAGGUACUAUGAGACUGGAAGCAUCAAGCCUGGGGUAAUUGGAGGAUCCAAACCAAAGGUCGCCACGCCCAAAGUGGUGGAAAAAAUUGCUGAGUAUAAACGCCAAAAUCCUACCAUGUUUGCCUGGGAGAUCAGGGACCGGCUGCUGGCGGAGCGAGUGUGUGACAAUGACACGGUGCCUAGCGUCAGUUCCAUCAACAGGAUCAUCCGGACAAAAGUACAGCAGCCACCCAACCAGCCAGUCCCAGCUUCCAGUCACAGCAUAGUGUCCACCGGCUCCGUGACGCAGGUGUCGUCGGUGAGCACGGACUCGGCUGGCUCUUCGUACUCCAUCAGCGGCAUCCUGGGCAUCACGUCCCCCAGCGCUGACACCAACAAGCGCAAGAGGGAUGAAGGCAUUCAGGAGUCUCCGGUGCCGAACGGUCACUCACUUCCAGGCAGAGAUUUCCUCCGGAAGCAGAUGCGGGGAGACCUGUUCACGCAGCAGCAGCUGGAGGUGCUGGACCGUGUGUUUGAGAGGCAGCACUAUUCGGACAUCUUCACCACCACGGAGCCUAUCAAGCCUGAGCAGACCACUGAGUAUUCAGCCAUGGCCUCACUUGCUGGAGGGCUGGACGACAUGAAGGCCAACCUGACCAGUCCUACACCUGCUGACAUUGGGAGCAGUGUGCCAGGCCCGCAGUCCUACCCCAUUGUGACAGGCCGUGACUUGGCGAGCACGACCCUCCCCGGGUACCCUCCGCACGUCCCCCCCGCUGGACAGGGCAGCUACUCAGCACCGACGCUGACAGGGAUGGUGCCUGGGAGCGAGUUUUCUGGAAGUCCCUACAGCCACCCUCAGUAUUCCUCGUACAAUGACUCCUGGAGGUUCCCCAAUCCGGGGCUGCUUGGCUCCCCCUACUAUUACAGUGCUGCUGCCCGAGGAGCUGCCCCACCUGCAGCUGCCACUGCCUACGACCGCCACUGACCCUUGGAGCCAGGUGGGCGCCAAGCACUUGUGUCACAUAUCAUUGAGGGUGAUAGCCUUCAGUCCCUCUGAAGACAGCCAGAGGGGCCUGCUGAGACCAUCCCCAGUAACCUCCCCCAGUCGUCUGAAACUCCCUCCUUCCCCUUCUCCUGUCAGGACUUGGGUUUUAUGGCAAGGCUAUUGGACUUCCAGAUGCCUGUCCAUUUCUGAGAGCCAAUUGAUGAGCCUCUCCCAGUGACCACUGAGUCUCUGAGAACCAAUGGACCAUUGUACAGACAACUACAGCCCAGCCUGGCCUGCCAGUCCCCCAGCCAUCUGAGCACCUGUCUGUCUACACUGCCAGGCCUGGGAAGGAGACCUUACUUUACUUGCUUUAGCAGCACCCGUGUAAAUACCUUCUCACUUUUCUGUGGGCCCAAGGGUCCGACCUAGCAGACUGCCCAACUCAUUAUGUAUCCUGCACUCAUGGUGCAUCACGGGACAUCUUAGACCUGUGCACGGAGCAUCCACUGUGCCCUGGGUACCAUCUGCCAGGUGAGCUCAGAGUUGUCUUUGACACCAGAGGAUGCCCACCUCGACACCCCCCCCCCCAGCCUCCUGCUCAUCUCUACUUCUUUCAUGUUUCAACCAGGAGUCUCAUUGGGCUGGUUGUGCUGUAGGCUCCCCUGAGACUCCCCAAGAGGAACACACUUUUGGAAGAAGCCCUGGCUUCCUGUCUCCAUUUCCCUGGGGCCAAUGGAGUAUUAACAGCUUUUUUCCAGAUCAAAGAAUUCAAAGAGAACUGCCAGGGAGAUUCCUCAGAUUCCUCAGCUACUGUGCAAAGCAAGAUAUCCUCCAAGG
Molecule: messenger RNA, 2091 nt
Organism: Otolemur garnettii (small-eared galago)
Lineage: Eukaryota; Metazoa; Chordata; Mammalia; Primates; Galagidae
Gene: PAX5
Product: paired box 5
Exons: 10
Coding region: 76-1251 (391 amino acids)
Biological process (GO): regulation of transcription by RNA polymerase II; anatomical structure development
Molecular function (GO): DNA-binding transcription factor activity, RNA polymerase II-specific; RNA polymerase II cis-regulatory region sequence-specific DNA binding
Source: RefSeq, a predicted model, not a curated record